CCGCCGCUCCGCAUCGCACCCAUGUUGGACGUGCGGGGAUGUUGGACGGGGCGCCUCCCAGCCGCCGGAGCGCCAGCGAAUGCGUCGCCUCCUCCGGUUGCGUGGAAACUGCACGGGCGAGCCUUGAGAACUGCCGCGGGAGCAUCUCCGGCGGCACCGCAAGUUUAAUCGGGUUGGCGGUGUCGGCGGCGGCGGCGGCGGGGGGGGGGACACAAAGGAUGCGCUGGAGCGUGACGAGGAGCGAGAGAGCGCCACGAACGCUCAGCGGUUUCCGGGGCGAUUGACUCAAAGCGGGCCCCGCACGACGAGAUGUCCAUCUCGGCCGACUACGUGGUCGCGGUUCUGCUGCUGCGCGGCCUGGUACUGGCGACGUUGUGCUUCCACUACGCCGCCGCCGCCUGCUCCAAACACUGCUACUGCUCCGAGAGCGACGGCGGCGCCAAGACGGUGCGCUGCAGCAAUCAGCGGCUGACCGAGGUCCCGCACGACAUCCCCAACGACACGCGGCGGGUCUACCUGGACUUCAACCUCCUGACUUCGAUCCCGGCCAACGCGUUCGCCGGCUUGUCUCACCUGGCGGAACUGGACCUCUCGCACAACAACAUAAGCCAGCUGCAGCCGGGCGCGUUCCGAGGCCUGAGCUCCUCGUUGCAGUUUCUCGACCUCUCCGUGAACAAGUUGGCCCACUUCAACGCCGACUCCUUCGAGGGCCUGCGGGCCCGGGCCAACCUGACCAACAAUCCCUGGCACUGCGACUGCAACCUGCAGAUGGCCUUGCCCCGCGUGGAACUGGAGCCCGUGUCGCUGACCGGCAUCGUGUGCCAGACCUCGGACCCGGAGGAGAUGAGCGUCCAGGGGCUGGCCUUCCUUUUGGAGCCGGAUAUUGACUUGUGCGUGGUGAUGAAGAGGACUACAGACGUGGCCAUGUUGGUGGUCAUGUUCGGCUGGUUCACCAUGGUCAUCUCUUACCUGGUCUACUACGUCAGGGCCAACCAGGAGGACGCCCGCAGACAUCUGGAGUACCUCAAGUCCUUGCCCAGCAGGCAAACCAAGUCGGAGGAGUCUUCCACCAUCAGUACCGUCGUUUAGCCCCUGGGCCCGACUUUUGCGGCAGAACACAAAAGCGCGGUCAGAACCAGCGCCCCAGCGCCGUUCGCUUGUCGGAAAUCUCUCCGAAAUAAACCCCAAGGCCCAACGGUAGGAACAUUGGCAGCGAGGGGAUCGCCCUACCCUUUGCCUACGAGUGGAAGAGCAUUUAACUAUUCUGCCUUUCACGAUAUGUCGCCGGCAUAGAUAGAUGGGAAAACACGCAUUAUUUGUAGUAAAUUAAUAAUCAUUUUCAGAUCAGUCGAGUGAAAAUGGAUAAUUGAAGUGGUUGGGAUAUGCUGACUAGGGUUUUUCUAAACCAGGGGUGUCAAACUCAUUUUUGUCACCGGCCACAUUUUACUUUGGGUUUCCCCUAAUUGUGACCGUGAAACUACAAAAAUCACAUUUACACAUGAAAUUUAUGAACCAGUUUUGGAAUCAGAAAUCAAGGAUAAUUUGUUUUCCAACUGUUGUUGUUUGGUAAACACAAAAACGCUUGCAAUAGCUCAACGUGAUCAUUUAUGACAUGACAAUUAGAAAUUUUGGGACAGAAUCUAAAAAAAAAAAAAUCAUGGAACUUGAUUGGGCCCGAUAAAAUCAUGCGGCGGGCCGGAUCUGGCCCCCCGGGCCUCGAGUUUGACACCUGCGUUCUAAACUAAACGACGCCCUCUCACCGAUUGAUUUAUCGACUUCUCUCGGAUUUUUCCCAAUCAACCGCAGCGUUUUACAUCGCGCAGACGCCACAAAUCAUUCGCCAUUCAACGUUUUCGAGUGAAAUUAAAAAAAAAAAAAAAACGGGAACAAUCUAGCGAGUGCAGCAAUGCAGAUUAGCUAAAAUGAUAAUCUCGGGAUUUCAUAAGUAAAUUAACGCUCUGUAUUCAAUUGAGAAAAACUAUUAGAAACUUCGCCUCUGGGUACGCACCCCCGUCUAGAUGGAGCCGCCUUUGCUUUCAAGUUUAAUGAGCUGUGCUAACUGAGCUAAUUGGUCGGUAAUACGUUUCUGCGCAUGAAAAUAAAAAAAUCAGGUUUGACGCAACGCCGGCCAGAUGAAUUAUUCAUCUCUCGGCGGCCCAUUAGCACUUCUAACCGGGACGCGGUUUGAUGAUUUUUUUAAAAAAAAUUUUUUUUUUUUAUUUAUUUUUUAAAUCGGCGAGUAAAAGCUGCGGAGCGUUUCGGGGUGAACUCGGGUUAUGAACGCGUCUUGAAGUAUUUCCCGACAGAUACGGCGUGACGAAACGGGACAGCAAUACAGAGUGGAGAUUCUCCC
Molecule: messenger RNA, 2353 nt
Organism: Syngnathoides biaculeatus (alligator pipefish)
Lineage: Eukaryota; Metazoa; Chordata; Actinopteri; Syngnathiformes; Syngnathidae
Gene: lrrc3ca
Product: leucine rich repeat containing 3Ca
Exons: 2
Coding region: 310-1089 (259 amino acids)
Molecular function (GO): protein binding
Source: RefSeq, a predicted model, not a curated record